Aspergillus udagawae is the source of this 1506-nucleotide messenger RNA. RefSeq names its product cytochrome P450. The transcript is spliced from 7 exons. Bases 1 to 1506 code for a protein of 501 amino acids. The record is from RefSeq and is a predicted model, not a curated record. Lineage: Eukaryota; Fungi; Ascomycota; Eurotiomycetes; Eurotiales; Aspergillaceae. Gene Ontology annotation, molecular function: monooxygenase activity; iron ion binding; oxidoreductase activity, acting on paired donors, with incorporation or reduction of molecular oxygen.
AUGUUUAUCACAUGGUACAUCGUAGCCAUCCUUUUCUCUGUAACCGUGGUGCGGGGCGUCUGGGUUAUUAUCUACCGAUUGUUCUUCCAUCCGUUGGCGAAGGUCCCAGGACCUCUUCUCGCAAGAGCGUUCUUCUUUUACUCCUUUUGGUACAACGCACAUGGCGGAAGGCUUUAUCUGCAGAUCGAGAAGCUCCAUCAAAGAUAUGGCCCAACAGUACGUAUCUCACCAGAUGAGAUCCACCUCAGCGACCCAGAAGACCUUGAUAAGAUCUACUAUUUUGGAUCUCGGUUUGGCAAAAGCCCAGCCUUCUACCGUGCAUUUGGUUUAGAUAAUUCCUUGUUGACCAUUCCCGAUAAUGACCUCCAUCGGGUCAGACGAGCAGCUUUGAAUCCUUUCUUUUCGCGCAAAAUGGUCUUCGAGCUAGAAGACGUCGUACAAGCAAAGGCGCAGAAGUUGACAAGUCGGAUGCGAUCGGCGUUAGAGUCUACGGGAUAUAUUGACCUGCACUACGGAUUUCGGGCAGUUUCCCUUGACGUCCUCACCGACUAUGCGUUCGAUGAUUGCUAUGGUUGCUUGGACAAGGAGAACUUUGGAUUUGAGAUAUUCAAGAUGAUUCGUGACAUAGGUCCUACAUUGUGGUUCUUCCAGGAAUUUCCUUUCAUGCGAGAUCUGGCUAUUCAGACUCCAUUCUGGCUCGCCAAAUUGACGGGCAAGUCACUGUCAAGGAUGAUGCUCUAUCGCGAGCGUUGCAAGCACCAGAUCCUGGAAGUCAAGGAGGCCGUGGAAAAAGGUGAUAAAGUCUCACGAAAGACUGUUUUCCACCAACUCCUUCGACCAGACGACACGGAAGGAUACAAAAUGCCCAGUGUCGAGCAACUCAGUGACGAUGCUUAUGUCCUCAUUGCCGCCGCUGCUGAUACAACCGGUAACGCCAUGACAAUGGCAGCAUAUAAUGUUGUUACCAAUCCAGAGAUAUAUGAACGUCUGACAGCAGAGCUGAGAGAGAGGUUUCCUGACCCUGAAGCGAAAAUGGACCUGGUGACCCUUGAGAAAUUACCCUAUUUGACUGCAGUGAUCAAGGAGGGACUUCGAUUGUCAUAUGGUGUCGUUGGCCGAAUUCCAAGAACCGUUCCCGAGCCAGGUGCUGAGUUCCAUGGCUACCAUGUCCCAGGGGGGACUACCGUCAGCAUGAGCUCGUGGAUGCUGCAUCGAAACGAGGACUUAUUUCCGAACGCAGAGAAGUUUGAUCCGGCACGCUGGCAGGACCCUGCCACCCGCAACGCCCUCGAAAAGCACCUGUUCUCGUUUGGUAGGGGCCCGCGGCAAUGUGUUGGGAUGCAACUCGCUUAUGCAGAGCUCUACAUCACCCUAGGUCGAGUAUUCAGGCAAUUCGAUGAUUUGAAGACGCGGAAGAAAGCCAGAGAAGAGUUAUUAUAUGAUGACUACUUCUCAGCCUACCAUCCUGAAGCAUACAACAAAUUUAUAUUCGAGCGCGCUAGAUAG